AUGGCACCUUCUAGGGGGAGGACGGCGAUUGCCUCAGCUGCAGACGAGGGCGACACUGCCGUUCAACAACAGUCCGAUUCGGCCCUUAUUUCCGCCAAACGAAACCUGAACUACCUCUUCUCGCCCACCGCAGCUGAAAAGCCUGCUCGAUUUCGAACACGCGCACUGCUCCGCACAGUUCGAUACGUGGGACAAUUCAUCAUCUGGCGGCUGGUACGCUGGGCAAAAUAUGCUGCGGUGGGAGCUUUGGUGGCGGCGGUGGGAGCCACUGCGUUUGGAGGCAUGAUAUCGGGAGUAGCUUGGCUGGCUGCUCCCCCGACGAUAGGAGCGAGCAUCAUUGCAGCGAGUAUUUGGGGAGUGGGCAGAUUUGCAGCCAGGAGGCUACAUAAGAGAUGGAAGAACAGCGGGGGCGAUGUGGCAGAGGAAGUUAGGGAGCGGGCGGGGGAUCAAGCGGGAGAGAUCAGGAGAGAGGGUUCGUAUGGGUUGGAUGUUGGACCGAGAGCUGUUCCAUGGUGA
This is a messenger RNA of Fonsecaea multimorphosa CBS 102226, 516 nucleotides long. RefSeq lists its product as uncharacterized. Lineage: Eukaryota; Fungi; Ascomycota; Eurotiomycetes; Chaetothyriales; Herpotrichiellaceae. The record is from RefSeq and is a predicted model, not a curated record. The transcript has a single exon. Bases 1 to 516 code for a protein of 171 amino acids.